AUGUGCAACCACGGGAAGCGAGAGGAGUCGGAGACGACGACGAAGCAACAGAAGGUGAAGAGUGUUAAGAAGAAGAUGACGUUGAUGAAGUUCCAGGACCUUCCGCAGUACAUGAAGGACAACGAGUUCAUAUUGGACUAUUACAGGUGCGAGUGGCCAUUGAACGACGUCGUCUUCAGCGUCUUCACCUGGCACAACGAAACCCUCAACAUCUGGACGCAUUUGGUGGGGUUCUUGAUAUUCGUGGGACUAACGGUGAUGAGCUUGAGGGACGACACGGAGCUCGGAGGUCUGCUCGGCAAUUUCUCCAGGGCUUCGGUUUCUGGACCGUUGAUGAUGAUGACCAUGAUGAAGAUGACGGACCUUAACGUCUCCUCUACUCAGAAUGUACAGUUUCCUCCUCCGGAUUCACAUUUGAGGCAAAUUUCACAGGCAUCAUCAAUAAUUCAUGCAAACAAGGAAGAUGGUUAUGAUGCUAUUCCAAGAUGGCCUUGGUUUGUGUUCUUAAGUGGGGCUAUGGGGUGCUUAGUUUGCAGCUCCCUCUCCCACCUCCUUGCUUGUCACUCCAAACGCUUCAAUUUUUUCUUCUGGCGCCUAGACUAUGCCGGGAUUUCGCUUAUGAUAGUCUGUUCCUUCUUUGCUCCCAUUUACUAUUGCUUCUCCUGCAAUCCAUACUCUCGGUUUUUCUAUCUUUCUUCAAUAUCUGUGCUUGGAAUCCUUGCCAUCAUUACCCUUCUUUCGCCUAGUCUCUCUGCACCCCGUUUCCGGUCAUUCAGGGCUACCCUUUUUCUCUCCAUGGGCUUCUCCGGGGUGAUUCCGGUAGUUCAUGCCCUAGUUCUCUACUGGGGCAACCAACAUAUAUUUGUUGCUUUGGGAUAUGAGCUUGCUAUGGCUAUUUUUUAUGCUUCAGGAGCUGCAUUCUACGUUAGUCGGAUACCAGAACGCUGGAAGCCUGGUAAAUUUGAUCUUGCAGGGCACAGCCAUCAGAUCUUCCAUGUCUUUGUUGUCCUCGGCGCACUUGCACACAGCGCUGCCACACUGGUUGUUAUGGAUUUUCGCCGGGGAUCACCAACCUGUGGAUAUUAG
Molecule: messenger RNA, 1086 nt
Organism: Prunus armeniaca (apricot)
Lineage: Eukaryota; Viridiplantae; Streptophyta; Magnoliopsida; Rosales; Rosaceae
Source: the annotation of a GenBank genome assembly